CUAUUGUAAGCUAAAAGAAAAGAGGAAAGCUAAGAAAAGGAAAGGUGUAACAACUCCUACAACGAUGGCGGUGAACCACAUUUCUUUCUCCCAUGCGUUUUUACCCAUCACGGUCUUCCUCUUGGCUGUGAUCAGUAGUAAGACAGCUGAUGCCGCCAUUAAUAGCCCUUUUUGCUCCAGGGUCGAUCCCCAGAGAAAGCAACUUUGCAACACUGUUGUGAACGGAGCCCCAACCAGGGAAGUGGCGCUCGCAAACGUCCUCAACGCCGUCAAGAAAGAAACGGCACCGGUAGCGCAAGAGAUCGCAAAUCUACCCAAUACUCUACCUGGUUCAGUGGGUAAGGAGGUGAAAGGAUUGCUCAGGGAAGAUUGUAAUCGUAAUUUGGACAGUUUCAAUUAUAACAUCGCUAGGAUUCUCGAAAUCCUAGAGAAUGGAGCUACCUUCGACGAUAAUUUCCUAACAUGGCUUAACGCUAUGGCUACUUCCUUGCAUGGUUGCAUUGAUGUGCUCGAAAUGAACGAACUCAAAUCACCUCAAGUCCAAAAGUACGUGGAUAUUGCCACGGAUUAUUCCACCGUUAGUUUCUGCAUUGUUGGCGCAAGGAACAUUACGAAAAUGUAAAUCACAUGGAUUAUUGAGCCACAAAUGUUGUAAUUACGUCCGUUUAACUUUGAACAGUUUUGAGUGUUAAUUGAACAUUGCUGACUCAUGUGAAUUACUGAAUUUCGACACGUUGCUUUUUAUUUUUCUUCAUUAAUCAGGUGCAGAUUUCUAGUAUUCGAACGUAAUGCGGGAAUCAGUUGAUCUUUCUUAUUGCAGAUGCAGAAUUUUAGUUUUUCUUUCUUCAAAUAAAUUUGUCG
This is a messenger RNA of Oldenlandia corymbosa var. corymbosa, 861 nucleotides long. NCBI's taxonomy places the organism in Eukaryota, Viridiplantae, Streptophyta, Magnoliopsida, Gentianales, Rubiaceae. The record is from the annotation of a GenBank genome assembly.